CAUCAGGUGUCGCAGGUCUGUUCGGCCUUCAACUAGGUUUUAUCUUGCAAUGGAAAAAGGCACGAAAUGUUCAGAAUAGAUUGGCCAAGUUUUUGUAUAAACAUCGAAGGUUAGUCCUGAUCGUGUCAACUGAUAGCUACAUGUAUACAAAUUUUACAGUAUAUAAGGUUUUACAAAUUCCAAGUCCAUAUCGUCAAAGACAGAUCCAGAGUGAUUAUGGCGCUUUUAGCAAAGCUCCUGAUUGCGUGCAUUGUUAGGUAGCUUGUCGGCAACAGAGAAUGAUGAUUCUCAGACUUUAUCAUUUUCGAAACAAGAAUUGACUUCUGUGAUAGAUAAACUUGUACGUGACGUAUGGCCGAGAUAGAAUCUAGACUUAAACAAGAAAAUUCAGAUCUGAAACAUGAAAUUUCUGUUUUUAAAACAGCCGACGAAGUUUUAAAAUCUAGACUUGAAAGAUCAGAAGUAGAAAACAGACAUUUGAAAUCCAAAGUUGAUUCCAUAGAGAAAGAGAUAGACAUACUAAAAUCUGCCGCAUCACUAACAUCGUUUGACCACCCAGAAAAUGAUACCAAAGUGGACAAGGACUUCCGAAGAGUUGCUCCAUACCAUCCCCCUGCUCCACAAUCGGCAUUCAAAGCCAGGCUGACUCACAAACUUACCAAUGUUGGUUCCGAGCAGAUUAUUCCGUUUGACCUCGCUGAGAUUAACAUCGGUAACCAAUAUAACCCUACCACUGGUGUUUUCACUUGUGACAUUCCUGGUCUGUAUGUGUUUCAUUUAACCUUGACAAUAUAUAGCGACAAAUAUGUCGAACUACGGUUAUAUAAAAAUGGUCAAUCAAUGCACUACGUUUACGUUGGUAACAAAGGGUACCUUGGUUCUGAAUCAACGACAGCUUUAAUUCAGCUUGACCAGGGCGACACCGUGUUGAUAAAGAGUGAUCAGUACCACUCUACAGGAGAUCUCAUCUAUCCAGGCUACAGCUACUUUUCCGGGUUCCUUCUUUAUCCUAGAAUUCAAAACUGAGAUGUUAAACACAAGCACGGAUACAUAGAUACCUUGGUUCUAAACUUGUUGCCUAUGUAAAUAAA
Molecule: messenger RNA, 1091 nt
Organism: Mizuhopecten yessoensis (Yesso scallop)
Lineage: Eukaryota; Metazoa; Mollusca; Bivalvia; Pectinida; Pectinidae
Product: complement C1q tumor necrosis factor-related protein 5-like
Exons: 2
Coding region: 352-1026 (224 amino acids)
Molecular function (GO): protein binding
Source: RefSeq, a predicted model, not a curated record